Molecule: messenger RNA, 598 nt
Organism: Lingula anatina
Lineage: Eukaryota; Metazoa; Brachiopoda; Lingulata; Lingulida; Lingulidae
Source: RefSeq, a predicted model, not a curated record
AGAAAUGGAUCAAAGUGUCAGAAAUGUUCUUAAGAACUAUACACAGGACUUCUGGAUUGGUGCAUAUUCAAAGAAGAGAUGGUUUUGGGCAGACAGCGGCCAGGAGCUGCAGUGGACGUCCUGGGGACCAAACGAACCGAACAACAACGGUCACGUGGAGGACCGCGUGAUGCUCUGGCGGCAAUUUCGUUACGAUUGGAAUGACGAAGAAGCAAACAAGCUCGGCGUUCACAGAGUACGAGAAGGACACUGGGAAAAGUCGUCUGCUGUUUGUGAAUUUACCAAUGUUGACAAAUGCCCGGAUACAACAAAGUGUAGCUACGGUCACCAUUUCAAUGGUUCCUGCUACUGUUUGGAACUUCGACCUUAUUCAUCAAGAAAGCACGGGUUUACCUGGGACAUGGCCAGGACGUUCUGUACUUCGAGAGGGGCUCGUCUUGCCCACGUUGAAAACCAAGCUACGAUGGAAUUCCUGAGGUCUGUUCUGCUGAAUGUGGAGAAUGUGUAUAAGAGGAAGGAAUAUGCCAACAACUACUGGAUAGGAGCCAUGUGGAACAGGACAGAGCCAUACAGCUGGUCCUGGGAUAAUGGUGAGUGA